This is a messenger RNA of Boleophthalmus pectinirostris (great blue-spotted mudskipper), 6724 nucleotides long. It is a transcript of the gene arhgef1, whose product is annotated as Rho guanine nucleotide exchange factor (GEF) 1b. Lineage: Eukaryota; Metazoa; Chordata; Actinopteri; Gobiiformes; Gobiidae. Gene Ontology annotation, cellular component: cytoplasm. Gene Ontology annotation, biological process: G protein-coupled receptor signaling pathway; intracellular signal transduction. Bases 322 to 3477 code for a protein of 1051 amino acids. The transcript is spliced from 32 exons. Gene Ontology annotation, molecular function: G protein-coupled receptor binding; guanyl-nucleotide exchange factor activity. The record is from RefSeq and is a predicted model, not a curated record.
UUUUUUUUCCUUCAACUUGAGAUGGAAAGUUUAACACAAACCAUUUUAACUCGAAGUUUCUAUUAGUCAUAGUUUCACUUUAUUGAAUGCAAUGCUCAUUUGAUCAUAAAAAAUAAACAACAUAUGGCCGAAAAAGUUGGAACCCUCUGUCUUUCUCCCCGUAUGACUUUUUUCACUUUUUCACGCGCACUUCCGCGUACAAUGUUUUUCCCCCACUGACACACAGCAAGUUUCGAGUAGGAAACCUACCGUGCGCUCUACCUGUCGUUUUAUUUCGAUUCACGGCGGGGUGUGUUUGGGGCUCAUAGCUCUAACCCAGCCAUGAGCAUCAUCGGGGCCGAGGAUGAAGACUUCGAGAACGAUCUCAAUGAUGUGGGGGACGAUCAGUGUAAAUAUUUCAAUUCUAUAGACCAGCUAAAGGACCACCCAGCCCACCUGCUCGCCUUCAUCCAACAUGUCAUCCUCCAGUUUGACCCUGCACCUUUGCUGUGUUACCUCCAUGGGGAGCUCCUUAAAAACCUCAGUGCCAAAGAAACCAAGAAACAGUUUGUGGAGUUUAACAACAACUUUUUGGACAAGGGUGCAAUUCUAAGAGUGGCAGUACCCUCUAAUAUAUCAAAUGAAUUAGAUCGGACACGACCAGAGUUGCUUUCAGAAGAGACUCAGAGGCGUUAUGUCCAGGAGGUCCAGAGCCUGCAGUGCGGAGAAGUGGCCAAACAGCUGGAAGACUUCAGGACAAAGAGGAUGAUGGGUAUGACGCCAUGUGAAGCGGAGCUGAACGAUGUGGAGAGCCACUAUCCUACAGACCGCAUCCCCAUGGAGAUGAAGGAGAAGUCUGUAGCAGAGAACCUGCUGGACAGGAUGGCUGAGUCACAGCCCACUAUUGUCUCAGAUGAGGAGAAAUGCCAGUCCAUCUUCACAGCAGUGGCCUUCUACAUGAAACAUUUGGGAGUUAAGACCAGGGCAGUGGACAGCAAGAAGUCAAGAGGAGGCUUCUUCAGGAUACCACUGGGAAAGAAUAAAAGGGAUGACAUACCGAAGAUUAAAACCAGACCAUUUCCAAGCAUUCCGAGUUGGAUGGGUGGGACCAACAGUGCUGAAACCAUCAAGCCUAAACCAGAUGAAGGGCCAUCAGAACGCAACAAAAGUCUGCCUUCCAUCAGAGGCUCUGUGACUGAGCCCCCACUCACGAGCAGAAAGUCUGUCACUGUCCCUGUGGUGCAAGGACCUGCGCUGGAAAUCCCUGAUGGUUUAGGAAACAACAACAGCACCGCCAACAGCCCCGAGGCCUCCAUUAGUGAUGGCCAUUUGAUGAAUCGUCUUGAGCCCCCUACAGUUUCAGAUGGGGGGGACCUUUCACCUGUGGGGCUAGGCGGAGGCUUGAACAUAGUGGAGCCUCUGUCCUCUAGUGACACUCCCACAGAGGAAAGCGUGAAUGAAAAAGACAGACGGAGAACAAGUAGGAAAGUGGCGCGCAGUGAGAGUGCUCGUGUGGACCGGCACUCCUCUCGGCGCCGUGGCUCGUCCCGGGCCAAACAGUCCCGUUCCCGUAGCGACGUGGACCUGCAGCCUCCCUCCACCACAUCCUCAUCACCCGCCCCGCUCAGCCCGCAGCACCUCCAUCCCUCUGACGGACUAGUUCUAGUGGCUGAUGGUCAAGGGGCUUCUCCUACUAGCCCCUCUCCACAGCUGGAGGAGGUGGAGCCACGUCUUCUGGAGUUUGAGCAGGACCCUCCCAACUGGAGGGAGCUGGCCUCAUCUGACGCACUGUCCUGCCUGAGUAAGAAGGAAAUCAAGAGGCAGGAAGUCAUCAAUGAGUUAUUUGCCACUGAGCAUGCUCAUGUGCGCAUGCUGAGUGUCCUUCAGAUGAUCUUUUCCAAACCUCUGGAAAGAGAGAACCUACUAACCGCCGAUGAACUUGCUGCCAUCUUUCCCAGCCUGGAUGAGAUUAUUGAAAUGCACUAUAACUUUUAUGAGAAUCUGAAGAAACUACGUCUGGACGAUGGCUUCAUAGUCAAAUUCAUCAGCACCCCAGUGCUCAAUCGGUUUGGGGGCACAGAAGGAGAGUGGUUUCAGAAGCUCACAUCUCGGUUUUGCAGUCACCAGUCAUGGGCACUGGAACAAAUCAAGAGCAGACAGAAGAGAGAGCCACGUUUCAACUCUUUUAUACAGGAGGCAGAGAGCAAACCUCAGUGCCGCAGACUUCAACUGAAAGACAUCAUUCCCAUAGAGAUGCAGAGGCUCACCAAGUAUCCACUGCUGCUCGAGAACAUUGCCAAAAAUACAGAGGACGCCACUGAGAAAGAGAGGAUUCAACAGAGCGCAGAAUGCUGUAGAAAGAUCCUCAACCAUGUCAAUGAGGAGGUCAAAAUGAUGGAGAACCUAUUGACUUUGAAGGAAUACCAGAGAAAACUGGACACAUCGGGACUCAAGCCCAGUAAUGAGCUGUACACUGAGUAUAAGAACAUUGAUUUGACUCAGAAAAAGAUGCUGUUUGAAGGACCUCUGACCUGGAGAGUGACCAAAGAAAAAGCUAUUGAGGUGCAGUGUGUGCUGCUCGGGGACAUGCUGGUGCUGCUGCAGAAGCUGGAUGAUAAGAUGGUGCUGAAAUGCCAGAGUAAAAGCAACAUUGCUGUACAAGAAGGCAAAAUGAUGCUGAGCCCCAUUAUCAAACUAGACUCUGUUUUCCUACGUGAGGUGGCCACAGAUCGAAAAGCCUUCUAUGUAAUCUUUACAUGGGAUAGUGGAGCACAAAUCUAUGAACUAGUUGCUCAGUCUGUUGGUGAAAGAAAAACGUGGACCGAAGUGAUCAAGACAGCAGUAGAUGACCUAAAGAAGAGUGGUGCACCCAUGAAGCUGACACUGCCUUCUGUUGGCGCCCCCUUCAGCCCUGUCACGCUAAAUGCUCCUUUGAGCCCGACAGAGAAUGGCAGUCUAAAAAGUGUCAGUGAGCGAGAUAAGGACAGUUUGACGGAUGAGAAGUCCUCAGACCCCAGGCACUCGCUGAUUGAUUUCCUGUCAGACAAAGGCUUCGACUUGAUAGGCCACUCCAACAGCGAUCAAGAAAAGGUGGCCAAUAGUGCUCUGGAUGAAGUUAUGUCCCUCAAAAGGCUAUUGGUCGGCAGCAUUAGUUUUUCAGAAGAUGCAGCACUAGAUGAAAAAUUCGAAGAGGAACUAUCGGACAAGCACAGUGAAGCCAAUGAAAGUAGUCAGCCAACAGAUGAAACUUCAAGUGCAAACACAGGAGCAGAGGAAGAAAACAACCACCCUGCUGUGAAGGAUGCGGCCGGGAUGAAGACAGACGAUGAGAGCAUCAGCGCGCCCAUGGUGCUGUCCCAGGAGAGGAUGGAGGAAGUGUGUAGGCGGCUGCACAGUCUGGAGAAACAUCUGAAAAAACUCCAGGCUGUUGAAGAGGAGCACCAUCGGCUACAGGAGGCCCUCUCCAAGUUCUCGCUGGAGGGGGGAAACUUCCAUUAAGUCGCCAUCACGCCACCUGCUGGCCACUAGAGUUGUUCUGAUGCUGGGUUGAAGUGCAAGAGUGACAGGCCUUACGUGACCCCUAACAAGCCUACCUUGGCUCCUUUGCAGCUUGUGAAAAUGCUUUCUGCCUGCAGGGGGGGCUGGUGGCUCUGUGAGAAGUGCAGUGGUCCAGUGACAGAACAUGGGAGCUUGUGUGCGCUUGUAUGUGUGUGUCUGGUUGAGUGAGUGUUGGAGAGCCAUGAAGAGAAACAUCCUGCUUUUCAGUGGGGUAUUGCUUUUACUGAGAGGUGCCAAGAAAAACUAGCAAUAUUUGCUGUCUGAGGCUGCCAAUGUUAGAGGAGUAGCAGAGGAUUUCUGUAACACACAAAUGCACACAGAGACAUGCUUCUCAUCAUUACUGCCAGAAGCACAAUUAGAGAGAAACUUUGUGUUGCAGCACCUGGUUGGAGCUUUGAGGUGCUUAUCUAUUGAAGAUGCUUUUAAAAAACUACUGCCAAUAUUUCAGAGUUUUUUCUUACCAAUGCCAAAGUAUAUAAUGCACUUUUUUGUUUUGAAAAUGCCUUUAAUACUCCUUAGCAUAGUUUUUCAAAAUGUAUUAUACUUAAACCUAUAGUGGUCAUGAAUGACAAUGCAUGCAGUGUGUGUAUGUGUGUGUUACAUUUUAGUCUUUUCGGUUAGUUGGAGACUUCUUUCUUACUUUAUUUAGGUCAAAUAUUGGCACAAUAGCUAACUAUGCUGUUAAUAGUGGAGACAAGUGUUUAUAUUUACUGCUUUUAUUUAUUCCUCUUGAGUCAUGUGGGUGACACUGUAACACACUGGCCACAAAAGAUAAUGUCAAAAGAAUGUCGAAAUAACAGAAGGCUCCUCGGAAAUGUGUAAAGAACGCAAUGUUAUCCAAUCGCAGAUAUGUAGAAAGCUUUUAUAUAGAAUGUAGUUUUGAUAGUGGUUAUAUAACAGUGUAGCAAACAGUAUUUGCACUCAGUAGAUAACUAAUUUCAAAUGUAAACAGUGCACACACACAAUAUCAUCUUUCUGCAGGUAAUACUCAUAUAUACUGUAGACCUGAUUCCAAGUAUCCACAGCUGCUGAGUUGAAAUACAGAGUCUUACAGGGUCAUUACUUGUAUUAUAAGACAUCAGGUUUCCAUUCCUGUUUGUAAUUAAAAAAGAAUUCUUACAUUUAUAUAGAAUUUAGGAUUUGUAUGUAUAUUCUAUCCAGCUUUGAUUGUACUUGAUGAUUAAACAAUGCUAUAUAAAUCUGUUAGAGGCAAAAAUCAAUAUCUGGGCAGGUUAAAAUUACUUAAAUUAAGAACAGUUUACUUUAUUUGAGUUGAUUCAACUUGACUUGAAGUAAAAUAAUCUACCAAUGGAAUAGAAGUGUUUUUCUUAACUCAAGCAAUAUUAGAUUUAGUUUCUUUGUUAUAAGUUCAAAAUAAGAGCAAGUGGAACAAGAUGUAUUUUCAUAUUUUAAGUAUGAAAAGUCUUGUUCCAUUGGUAGAUCAUUUUACGUGUCAAGUGAAAUUUAUUAAAAUCAUAAUAAAAUGUUCUUAAUUAAAUUAAUUGUAACAUGGCUAGAUUUUAGUUUUUGCAGUGUAAGCAGUGACAAAACUGUGGCAACGGUCACAAGACCAAAGACAAGACACCGUUAGAUCCUCAUACAAGCUGUAAUCCGCGCUGUUACACUUCUACCGCAUGCCUUAUGUGUGUGUAUUAGGAUGUUAUGUACUGGUGAUGGUAGGCCUGUCACUAUAUAAUAUUUUGAAGCAUGAUAUAUUACUACAGAGAAAUAUUGUGAUAAACUGUAAUACUGAAAAUCCUUUAUGCCACUGUUACAAAGCAGGAUAAUCAUAUUAAACCAAUUUUUCAAUACACAGUAUCAUUAAAAAGCUUGAACAGCAACAAAUUUAAAUGGAAAUGGAAGAAUGAAGCAGUAAUUUUCCAUAAUAAAAUAUGGUUUAUAAUUAACCAUAUUUAUUCUACCCUCUACAGCUCAAACUUUACGUUAUUACAUUAAAAUGGCAAAAAUCUUCCCACUAUUACAAAGAUAAAGUGCUCCACUGUUCCAGCUAUCAUAUUGAACGAUUAGAUGAUAUAGUAAUUAUCAUGACAGGCCUGGAUGGAGGAUGGUUGGUGAUACGUACGGCAGGCUUUAGUCAGGUACAUAUGCAAAUGUAGUGUUAAAAAGACAUCAGGUUUAACAGACUAAUUGUGAAAGAAGGAGAGACUGCUGCAGCUGGAUUGACCUGUACAAACUGAACAUAUGGGACCAUUAGCUGAAAAUGACAAGACUGCAAAGAUAAUGAGGCAGGAUAUUUUUAGAAGUUUAAGCUGUACUGUAAUCAUGAUCUCUUCCUCAUAUGCAUUCUUCUAUAAAUAUGCUAAAUAUAACACACUUUUUACACAUUGUUGACCAUCACUGUCCUAUAUCCUAUAGAAAUGUACAUAGUUAGCUUGAAGGAAGAAAAUAAUUAGCCACAGUAUAUGUUUAUUAGUUUGGCACAUCCCUUCACUUUGGUUCUUGUGAUAGCAUGAUCACUUUUUAUUUUUUCUCUUCACAUUCUACCGCACACUUUGAGCAUAUUUUAAUAAAGAGUUGGGGAUGUUUCUGUUAACUUUUUGAAAGAUGCUUUUUGUAUUUUUAUCUAUGCAUUUGUCUAGAGGGAGAUGGGAAUUGCCUACGAGCUUCCAUGCACAAAUGAAUUGAAAAAUAUGAUAUUGAUGGAUUGCAGUUACACCUUUUUAAAUGAGGUAACCUAAUUUGCAAGGAUUCAGAUCACAUGCUCGUUGAUAAAAACAACAACAGACAGACACUUCCUCCAUCUCUCUUUACCAGCUGUUUUCCCCAUGUAUAUGUAGCUGUAUAAAAUGUAUUUAUAGUAUGGUGCCUUGUUCAGACAGUUUUCAUCUUAUCAAGGGCUCUUAAGUCAUUGCCAUUAUUACAUAUUGUCAUUUAUUUUGCUUUCUGCUGAAUUUAGUGUUAACACAUCAAGCCUGGCUGCCGAUUGGUUUGAAGAUGAGCUGGUUGUUCUAUAUUGAAUUAUAUUGCUGGCCAUACUAAGUCAGUUCAUGAGCCCUUACUUCUACCAUUGAUACAGUUUUCUGCCUAUUUGAGUAAGCAAGAACUAUUCUGUGUAUUGGGGUUUUGAUUUGAUCAUGUAACAGACUCAUGAUGUACACUUAAGGAAAGUUGUGGUACGUUCUGUUUUUUAAUUCCUAAUUUUUUAAUAAAUUGGGGGAAAUAUGUA